This is a messenger RNA of Giardia duodenalis, 1221 nucleotides long. RefSeq lists its product as uncharacterized. NCBI's taxonomy places the organism in Eukaryota, Fornicata, Diplomonadida, Hexamitidae. The transcript has a single exon. The record is from RefSeq and is a predicted model, not a curated record. The coding region runs from base 1 to 1221 and encodes 406 amino acids.
AUGAACAAGCUGAUUGCCGUCGAGGCAUGUCGGUGCUUGGCGGUAAUACAGGACACUAUAGACGUGCUUGAGCGGGUAAUGUGUGUCAAUCCAACUCUCUUUACUUUAGGCUUAGACUUUGAUGGUUUGCUGGGCAAGGAGUUGUCGACUGCUAUGCGGAAAUAUCAACAAACUCGCACUACACUGGAAUCAUUGCGCACAGAGUUGGCUUCUGUGAAGGCAGCAGGCUUCAAAGCACGACUUAAGUCUAUUCAGCGGAAGAUAGAAGGCGCCACGGAUAUGUUUCAGAAGGCUGUGAAGCAGCUAAUAGUUUUGUUAGCGGGUGAGCUGGAUUUCAUUCCCAAGUUGGAGCAGGCGGGGGUUCAGCCUGUGUUGCUGCAGCCUCAGGCGGCUGUGCUUGGAGGAGCUGCAGGACGCUCCACUGCUACUGCCUCUGUAGCAGGGGACCACGCUCAAGUCCUCUCUCAGAGUCAAACGGGCACACUUGUCCCCAAUCAAGCAGCCCAAAACUAUGCCAGUAUCAAUGAUCUAAUUGCUAUUCUCAAGUCCCUGCAUCACGUUGUCUCCAUUGACAUGAUGACGAGUGCUGACCAAGAGAAGCAGAAGAAGACCAUGCUUGCGGCUUUGGCGGCCUCUGAGCGCACAAAUUUGGCACAUCUUCAAUCUCUCCGCCGGGAGCUGGAUAUCACGAUGGGGCAAUGUCAGUCGGCUGAAGAGAGGGUUGCUCUGCACUUGGCUACCAUAAACGAGUUACUAACUACUAACGCUGUCAAUGCAGACAACGAAACAACCAGGUUGAUAGAGGAGUCUUCGGGAUUGGAGACACAGAGCCAGGAGUCGUACUCAAAACGAAUUGGUGAUAUAAUGCCAAAGAUACUUGAGCUCCAGCGGAAAGUUGCAGACUUAUGUAAGAAGCAUAGAGAUAAUGUAGUAGACAUUCAGCGAAACAAGCGCCGCUCUGAGUUUCAGAUUCGCAACUGGUUAAAGAACUAUGAUGAACGGUGUAUCGACUGUGACAACCUCAUCUAUAAACUCCGGUACGAGAUCAACAUAAGCGAAGAUCGAAUUGGAGUCCUCCAGGGUGUCAUCAAUGCAUACAACGCAUACCUAACUAAGCGCACAAGCCAGUACGAAGAGAAGGAGGAGGUACUACGGCAGUUCAUGCUCAGCUGGGAACUUCCUCCAGUUGUCUACGAAACACAACAUAAGGAAUUCGGAUAG